AUGUCGAGCACCAAUCCGGCGCCGCCGCCGCCAGCGCUCGCCUCGUCCGCACCCAUCGGGAUCAACGCUGACCAGAAUCAAAGCAAGUCUUGCGAUCGAGGUUGGCUGACGAUAGAUGCCAUCCCGGCCAAUAACGUCGCAAUCAGCACAGGCAUCGCUCAACUCUCCAUUAUGCCCACCACGCAAGAGGCAUGCACCGGGCCCAACCUCGCUGAGAUCUUUGCGGGACUUCAGGGCGCAGCAGGGAGCAUAGAGAGCAGGAUGGAGAAGCAGUUUAUGAUGCUCCGCUACGACUGUACUGCCUCGCUGCGUGCUGCAGUCAGUGCCAGCUUUCGAGACCUCGCUUCGUGGAACUUUCACGGCUCGUCGCUCUCGCAUGUCUUGCAAGAUGGUGGCGGCACCCUGAUCCCCCUCAUCUCUGACAUCCGCUUUACCGGGAUCACCCUGAACCGGCAAUUUGGCCUUGCCUUCAAGGUGUCCGCAAGUACCCCGCCCGGACCGGCACGGAACGCCGCGCAGAACUCGAGGUACGCGUUCUGGAGCUACGGCAAACGCCUGAUGAAUGGCGGGAUGGUGGCGCUGGUCACUCAGAGAAGGGGAUCUGCACCGGAAGUGAGGAUGGCGGUCAUAGCUGAGCAAGUCCACUUCCCGAAGAAGAACGAGCCGGAAGAGGACAAUAGCGAGACCAUCGACUUUGCACUCUCCUUCCCGGACGUCGUGGACACGGAAUGGGCGAUCCAAGAGGUGUUCCGCCGCGACCAUGCCUCUCACCCGAUCCGCUUCUUGCUGGAGAACCCCGUCAUGUUUAUCAGCUUCAAGCCCUUCCUGCACGGAUUGCAGACCUCGGAUCCCGUACAGCUCACUUCGACCCUUUUCGAGGCUAUCAACUUUGAUCCGUCGGCCGGACCCAUCCCCGUUCUGCACCCACCACCCUACGCGGUCAAGCCGGGUUUCAAGUGGGAUCUCACCUGCCUCAUGGCAUCGCCCGCGCAACGUCUGCGGAUGGCGCCGAGCUCUCCGGACUCGAUCGAUCUUGCCCGACAAAGCCUGUAUUCGGGGAGCACGCUUGACCCCUCCCAGGCGGACGCGAUCAUCUCGGCUCUUACCACCCAAAACUCCCUGAUCCAAGGUCCUCCGGGAACGGGCAAAACGUACACUGGCGUCCAGCUCCUACGCCUCUUCAUCAUCAACCAUGUCGGUCCCAUCGUCGUCAUGGCUCAGACCAACCAUGCGCUCGACAAUAUCCUCCGCGCAGCUCACGACUGCGGCGUCACCACGUCUAUCGUCCGACUCGGCGCAAGGUCGGAUGAUCCUGUACUCAAGAAUUUGACGCUGCAGAAGCGGGAGUUGCUCAUCGGAGGGAAGAGUCGGAUCACGAACAUUGUGCGGGGUUUGCGGGACUUGGAGAUGCAAAUGACCGAGCUCGUUGAUACAAUGUUGGCGAAUUCCGCUGCCAAUGCUACUCGCAUCCAAGACACCCUCGCGAAACGCCAUCCGCAUCACCAGGCUCAGCUCAUCUCGCCGUCAAGCUCUAUCCAGGCGAUGCUGGAUGAUCAGCUGCUCGAGGAGGAGCAAGGAUGGAGUGUGGCGACGGAGAAGGGCAUGAGCCGAGCUGUGAGCUUGUGGAGCUUUUGGGCGGACGGAGCCGACAUCCAGCACCUCGCAAAGCUGCGUGCUCAAGCGGUCGCUGGAGCGAACGUCCUCGCAAAUGGUCUGGCCGGACUCGACCUGGGCUCUAGUGAGAUGGGUCACGCUCAGGAUACAUGGGCAGGGCUCUUUCAGAAGGGAUGCUGGGAUCCGACCCUAUCAGCGCGUACUCAAGCGCUAUCGGAUCCGCACAAAUUCAUCCUCCACUUCGCGCUCCCGGCUAUACCGGCGACCUCGAAGACCGACCGAACAUACACGGAUCUCGCCCAGGACCCUAACGUCUGGUCCUACUCGAAAUCCGAACGUCGCCGCUUCAUCCAGAAUCUAGCGGAUCAGAGCAGGACGCAAAUGGACCUGCUUGGGAAUGCUCAAUACCAGCAUCUCAUCACGCAGUACGAGGCGAAGCGAGCGGACGUGGCUGAAGCUCGCCGCAUUCGUCAACUGGCGGCUCUGGAAGGUGUUCAAAUCGUCGGCUGUACGACCAACGGCGCAGCUAGACUCAGAGAGACGAUCGCCACGUUGUCGCCAAAGGUUCUGCUUGUCGAAGAGGCUGGUCAAGCCCUCGAGGCGCAUAUUCUCGCCACGCUCUCGCCUUCGAUCCAGCAUCUCAUUCAGCUUGGCGAUCCGCAACAGCUCCGCUGCAUCACCAACUGCUACAAGCUCUCCCUCGAGUCUCGCAUCGGCGCUGCGCACUAUCGCCUCAACGAGAGCAUGAUGGAACGUGUUCACGCUGCGGGGUACCCUAUGACUCAGCUCCUCACCCAACGCCGGAUGCGACCCCAGAUCUCGGCUUUGAUCCGGUCCCAGAUCUACCCGAACCUCAAGGAUGAUCAGCGGGUCAAGGUCUAUCCCAAGGUGCAGGGAUCCACGAAGGAUGUGUUCUUCUUCGAUCAUCGACACGAGGAAACGGCCGACGGUCAAGGCGGACAAAAGAAGGCGAAUCCUUGGGAGGCAAGGAUGGUGUCUGAGCUCGCACUUCACUUUGCCAAGCAAGGCUGCUAUCCCGCAGAGAAAGGAGUAGUCAUUCUGUGCGCCUACGCUGGUCAAGUCAUGGAGGUCAAGAAGUGUCUGGAAGGUCGAGCCGAGAUCAAGACUGGCGAGAAGGAGAAAGAGGCCCUCGCUCGAGCUGGCGGAAACAACGAUAUCUUCGGCCACUCAAUCAGACCGUCCAAGCUCACUGUCAUGGUUCGGACUAUCGACAGCUUUCAAGGCGAAGAGGCGGACAUUAUCAUACUCUCGCUCGUUCGCAACGCUGGAGAGACGGAAUCCCCUGAGAAGCACUCCAUUGGGUUCCUCAAGAUCAACAACCGAACCAAUGUCGCCAUCUCCCGCGCAAAGCACGGGCUAUUCAUCCUCGGUAACGCAGCCCAGCUCGCCUCCCAGAGUGACUUUUGGACCGACUCGCUCCAUCAACUCGACGAUGAGGGCUGCGUCGGGGACGUCUUGCCGCUCGGAUGCGCAGUCCAUGGGACCGUUCACGAGAUUAUCGAGGUGGAGGACUUUGAGAAGCUUGCGCCGAAUGGAGGAUGCACUCUGCUUUGUGCCAUCCUGCCGAUCGGGAGCACAAGCGCAGCGUCUGCUCGCAGCCGUGUCGACGACCGCGCGACUGCGGCCACGCAUGUUCCAGCACAUGUUGCGAAAGCUGUGGGCCAUGCCAGGUUAUCGUCGGUACUCACACCUUGGGCUGCGGGCACGUCAGGCAUGUCACAUGCAAUGAGCUGGGACGUCUGGGCAGUAUCAAGUGCUCGGUCAUGGUUCAAGUUUCCGGCCAGAGCUUCGUCAAAAGACGCUCCCCCGGUGUGCCGCGAGCCAUGCGGCGUAGAGUGCGACGCCUGCGGGCAGACAUGCUCUGCGACCUGCCUGACCUGCCAACGGCUCAGCAAGCCGCUGCGCGCCGGGAUCGAUGUCAUCUCCCAGAAUGGCCUCGCCACCCCUCCUCCGGACAUCAUCCAGCGGACCAAGCACGCGGAGCAUCAGUGUCGACCGGACAUGGACAAGGUACUCGCCAAGCUUGGCCCGCUUGUCCUCGACCUAGCGAAUUUGGACAUUCGCAUUGUCACCUCGCUCGCAGCAGUCGUCCUCCCUGCUCCCGACCGUCAUCCCAACGAACGGGCCCUCGCUCGGCUUCUCUCUUUCGACAAAUACCGGCCCGAGACUGUCAAGCCUAUCUCCAGCGGUACAUUCGGGGCAGGGCUCCAGAGCUUGUUCUGCUUUACUCCAAGCGUCCGCUCAGCCUGGCUCCAGGUUGUCGGUCCGAUCCUGGAGCGCCACGUCCAUCUGGAGGCCUUCUUCUCACCAUCGGUCAUUACAAUCGAAACGACCGUCUCUCGUAUCCGGGCGAUCCUCCACGCGGUCGGCUACCGGCUCAUUCUCGCCCUCUGCGCCGGUCAAUACACCUUGGCACUCCGUCGGAACGCGUCGAGUGCCUUGGACGCCGGUGUCAACGCCAACUUUGUCGCGCACCUCUUCGAUAUCCUUCGGUGGACGGUCCUGCGGAGUUGCGAGCGGGACCUCAAGCUCGCCGAGUACAGCGCGGAGCGUCCCGGUCUGCCCACCGUGGCCAGGAUCGCGGUUGCGGGCGCGCAGAUCGUGCUCGAGCAGUGGACCGUCCUUAUCACCCUUCACGGACUACUGUACGGCGCGCAUCCUGAUGCGGAGCUAGCGAAGGAGGCGAUGGUGAAGGCUGAGCGAAAAUCUCGGGGGAUCGUGGAAGGAGUCAAGCGGGCCUCGAGAGCGGGCGGAGAUGAGAGGGUCUCAGCUAGGAUGGAAGAGCUGGACCGUACACUGGGACGGUGGAUGCAGAUCAAGGAGGUCAGCAGUAGUGCCGAUGUCGAGACGGCCUUGCAGGGGUCUUUGAAGGAUUUGACGGACUUUGCGGAUUGGGCCAUGGCUUGA
Molecule: messenger RNA, 4542 nt
Organism: Dioszegia hungarica
Lineage: Eukaryota; Fungi; Basidiomycota; Tremellomycetes; Tremellales; Bulleribasidiaceae
Exons: 20
Coding region: 1-4542 (1513 amino acids)
Biological process (GO): regulatory ncRNA-mediated heterochromatin formation
Cellular component (GO): nuclear RNA-directed RNA polymerase complex
Molecular function (GO): helicase activity
Source: RefSeq, a predicted model, not a curated record